AUGGACGAUGUCCACGCCAGCCCGCUCGAACGCGAUAACGAGCAGGUCGCGGCGGCAGCAAAGGCUACCAACAGCACCGGGGUGCGUCGGCGCAGGAUGAACGAAGUGUACCCGGUCAUGAAGAACACGAUCUACUCCGAUGGGGAGUGCGAGGUGGUGGUGGUGCUCACCUCGUGGGACUGCGGCAUGCGGUUCAUCCGCUACAUCAGCGACCUCUUCCAGUAUUUUGUGCGCAACCCCAAGGCGAUGGGACUCAUCUUCACCACGGUGAUUAUUCUCCUCUUUUUCAAGUAUGCACAGCAGGUUGUUGUAAAGGCGGUGAACGCCGCCGUGCGCGCGCACUCCGGGCUUGAGCCGACCGACACCAUCCGCAGCGCCUUCACGUCCUUCACAGAGGAGCUGCACGCUCUUGAGCGGGCUGCGCAGACCAUCGGCUGGGCCUACAUGCGAGAUUCGGUGGAAGGGUAUGACAUGGGCACCGCUGUUGUCACCGCCUUUUCUUCGCUCGUCAGAAACGUCCAACUGAGCCUCAUGGCCAACAUGAGGACAUGCGUCGUGCGCGCCUUCCCCGCGGCAGCCUCGACGGUCUUCACGAGUCGGCACUGGGGUCAGAUCGGUGGCACCCCCAAUGAAACCAACAGGUCCGUAUGCUUCUGCGUAUCCAAGGACAGCACAGUGAGGCAAUGGGACACGGUCUCGAACACCGGCGACGGCGGCCCCUUGAUGAGUAGAGCGUACGUCGAGCAGUGCAUGCCCGACCUGCUCUCAGUAGCGACCACGGCCACCAAGGGAAGCGCUCUGGCGGCAUCGGGUGGUGUGGACGCGGGCCUACAUGACAUGCAAUAUCUUCCCGCAAAAGGCUUGGCGCACGAUUAG
Molecule: messenger RNA, 876 nt
Organism: Leishmania major strain Friedlin
Lineage: Eukaryota; Euglenozoa; Kinetoplastea; Trypanosomatida; Trypanosomatidae
Exons: 1
Coding region: 1-876 (291 amino acids)
Source: RefSeq, a predicted model, not a curated record